UGCUGAGUAACAAUGACUCGCAAAUAUUUCCUGUUCAAACAAACAGCGUGACGUGACUGUUAUAAAACUGGAAUGUUUCAAGUAGUAAGAAAUUGGGGAACAGAAGCCCGUCGGUGGAAUUUGACCUUUAGAAAAAUAUCUGGUUGUAUUAUUACAGGGUUAAUGGCUAGCGAGAAUACCACAGGCGAUAUUUCAAGAAAUGGGAAUUCGACCAGCAGCAUCCAUUCGGACAGCAUUGCUGAGGUGCAUAACGUGCCGCUGAGAGUAAUCAUCCGACCCAUUCCGCCUGUACUGGAUGAGAAGAAAGUAGAAAGUCUGAUGGAGACGAUACGGGAUCCCGAAACGGCACACCAAGUUCCUCCCAUCGAUGUUCUGUGGAUCAAGGGGCAGAAAGGGGGGGAUUAUUUCUACUCAUUUGGAGGCUGCCAUCGCUUCGCAGCCCACCAGAGACUGUAUGUGGAGACGCUUCCUGCGAAAAUCGUCAAGUCAACUGUAUCAGAUUUACGUACUUACUUGGGAUCGUCAACCCCAGAUCUACAGUAAAACUCAAGGGAGCCGACCCUUACAGUACAGAAUGUUAACCUAUAUGUGAGGUUCAGGGGGCGGAGCUAGGCACCAACAACCUAUCAUCUGCUGUCAUCAAUUAAACCUACCUUAUUUAAACAUUAGUCACCUCUACUUCGCUGUCUUGUGUUUUUUCGUUUUUGGCUUAAACCUAAGCGAUUUCAAGACCCUUCUACUUUUGCGUACCUCAAUAAUGGAGUACUUACAGCAGUUGUCAUCGGAUUCUGAGGAUUCCCAGGAUUUUCUGUCAUUAACAGAUCAUUCUCCUUCAGCUUCAAUCCAGGGUCCAUCCAGUUUCCGUUUUUUCUCCCCUUCUGCUAUUUCAGUUACAUCUGAUCAGGCUCCUGAUCAGGCUCUCGACCAGGUUUCAAUUCAAAUGUUGCCUACCGCUCCUGCCACCCAAACAUCGAAUCUGCGGCGAUCCAAGCGUCUUCGGCCUCAGGACGCCCCUCCGGAUCGAUUGUUUUGGAAGGACUGGCCCAUGAAUAAAUUGAUAAAAACCCUCCUUAAAAAUGGUCCUGAGUCCUGCUGUACAGAACAUCUGAGUCCUGCUAUACAGAACGUGAGUCCUGCUGUACAGAACGCCUGAGCCCUGCUGUCCAGAACAUCUGAGUCCUGCUGUACAGAGCGUGAAUCCUGCUGUUCAGAACAUCUGAGUCCUGCUGUUCAGAACAUCUGAGUCCUGCUGUACAGAACAUCUGAGUCCUGCUAUACAGAACGUGAGUCCUGCGGUACAGAACGCCUGAGUCCUGCUAUACAGAACGUGAGUCCUGCUGUACAGAACGCCUGAGUCCUGCUGUACAGAACAUCUGAGUCCUGCUAUACAGAACGUGAGUCCUGCGGUACAGAACGCCUGAGUCCUGCUAUACAGAACGUGAGUCCUGCUGUACAGAACAUCUGAGUCCUGCUGUACAGAACGUGAGUCCUGCUGUACAGAACAUCUGAGUCCUGCUGUACAGAGCGUGAGUCCUGCUAUACAGAACGUGAGUCCUGCGGUACAGAACGUUUGAGUCCUGCUGUACAGAACGCCUGAGUCCUGCUAUACAGAACGUGAGUCCUGCUGUACAGAACGCCUGAGUCCUGCUGUACAGAACGUGAGUCCUGCUGUACAGAACAUCUGAGUCCUGCUGUACAGAACAUCUGAGUCCUGCUGUACAGAACGUGAGUCCUGCUGUACAGAACAUCUGAGUCCUGCUGUACAGAACAUCUGAGUCCUGCUGUACAGAACGUGAGUCCUGCUGUACAGAACGUUUGAGUCCUGCUGUACAGAACGUUUGAGUCCUGCUGUACAGAACGCCUGAGUCCUGCUAUACAGAACGUGAGUCCUGCUGUACAGAACGCCUGAGUCCUGCUGUACAGAACAUCUGAGUCCUGCUAUACAGAACGUGAGUCCUGCGGUACAGAACGCCUGAGUCCUGCUAUACAGAACGUGAGUCCUGCUGUACAGAACAUCUGAGUCCUGCUGUACAGAACAUCUGAGUCCUGCUGUACAGAACGUGAGUCCUGCUGUACAGAACGUUUGAGUCCUGCUGUACAGAACGUUUGAGUCCUGCUGUACAGAGCGUGAGUCCUGCUGUACAGAACAUCUGAGUCCUGCUGUACAGAACAUCUGAGUCCUGCUGUACAGAACGUGAGUCCUGCUGUACAGAACGUUUGAGUCCUGCUGUACAGAACGUGAGUCCUGCU
Molecule: messenger RNA, 2250 nt
Organism: Acipenser ruthenus (sterlet)
Lineage: Eukaryota; Metazoa; Chordata; Actinopteri; Acipenseriformes; Acipenseridae
Gene: srxn1
Product: sulfiredoxin 1 homolog (S. cerevisiae)
Exons: 2
Coding region: 73-543 (156 amino acids)
Biological process (GO): cellular response to oxidative stress
Cellular component (GO): cytoplasm
Molecular function (GO): sulfiredoxin activity
Source: RefSeq, a predicted model, not a curated record